UGCACUUCUCUCUUACACCCCUGAGAGACCAGGAGCCGCCAGAGCCAUCGCGGCAGCAGAGAGCAUGGCCCAGAGCGUGGUCUACGCCGACCUGAAGUUCGCAGCAUCCCCGCCGCUGGCCGUGCCCUCCUGCCCCGCAGCCCCCGACGAGGACGACAGCCCCUACGAGAACGUGCUGCUGGGGACGGUGCCUGCAGAGCAGAGCCCAGGGCGAUGGCCCCGGCGCUGGCGUGUCCCCAUGGGGCCGCUGGCCACCAGCCUGCUGGUGCUGCUGGUGCUGUUGGUGGUGGGCACUGUGGCCCUGGGGACCUGCUACUGGCAGGUCACCCGCAGCCUGCGGGACGCCUCCCGGGAGCACGCGGCCGAGCAGGGCCGCCUGGAGCAGGAGCUGAGCGCCCGGGAGCAGCGCCUGGAGCAGACGCGGCUGGAGCUGGUGAGGGCCAGAGCGGAGCUGGGGCGUGCGUGGUGGGACGGCAACAGGAGCCGAGCGGAGCUGGAGCUGCGGGACGCGGAGCUGGGGCGCGCCAGGCAGGAGCUGGCCGAGCUGCACAGGGAUGUGCAGCGCCUGCAGGGAGAGCUCAACAGCAGCCAGAGCACCGUGGCCAGCCUGCGCGCCUGCCUGAACACAGAGUGCUGCCCCUCGGGCUGGGUGCUCUACAGGGGCAAGUGCCUCUUCAUCUCCGUGGAGAGCAAGACGUGGAGGGACAGCCGUCAGUACUGCCAAAGGAUGUCUGCUCAGCUGCUGGUCCAAGGCGACUGGCCAGCGUGGACAACGCCGGUACAGAGCAGAGGGGCUGCAGCACCCCAGGGCUGGGGGCAAUGCUGGGGCGGGCAGAUCCAGCAGCAGCAGCGCUGCGGAGGUGCUGGGGGCCACCACCAGACCUGGGGCUCUCGGGCACCCAGUGGGCUCUGGGCAAGGGCAGCCGGUCAACAGCUUCUCUCCCCCCAACUCUUUGAGCAGGGGAAUGGCGCCGUGUACUGGGUCGGGGAGAGAUACAAAAGUCAUCUCGAUUCACGUGAGGACAAGUAUGGAUGGCAAUAUAAAGAGUAA
Molecule: messenger RNA, 1051 nt
Organism: Pezoporus flaviventris
Lineage: Eukaryota; Metazoa; Chordata; Aves; Psittaciformes; Psittacidae
Product: B-cell differentiation antigen CD72-like
Exons: 4
Coding region: 65-1051 (328 amino acids)
Cellular component (GO): plasma membrane
Molecular function (GO): transmembrane signaling receptor activity
Source: RefSeq, a predicted model, not a curated record